Staurois parvus is the source of this 333-nucleotide messenger RNA. The record is from the annotation of a GenBank genome assembly. NCBI's taxonomy places the organism in Eukaryota, Metazoa, Chordata, Amphibia, Anura, Ranidae.
AUGUCUGGAUUUGGUCCUUCAGCAGUUUUACCAGAAGACAUCGGGAAUGGAACAUUUUUGGAAUUGUUCCCUACCUCCCUCUCAACCUCAGUGGAUUCCACAUCAUCAACACCCAACCGUUUAUCAAACGUUUACGUCUACGUGUCCAUCUUUCUUAGCCUGUUGGCCUUUCUUCUUUUGCUGCUGAUUAUUGCUCUUCAGAGACUAAAAAAUAUAAUAUCCUCAACAUCAUCUUAUCCUGAAUACACAAGUGAUGCAGGGAGCUCCUUCACUAACUUAGAAGUUUGUAGUAUUUCUUCCCAGAGGUCUUCUUUUUCUAACCUUUCUUCAUAA